Vigna umbellata (rice bean) is the source of this 2859-nucleotide messenger RNA. RefSeq names its product SAP domain-containing protein. NCBI's taxonomy places the organism in Eukaryota, Viridiplantae, Streptophyta, Magnoliopsida, Fabales, Fabaceae. Gene Ontology annotation, molecular function: nucleic acid binding. The record is from RefSeq and is a predicted model, not a curated record.
AAACCCACUCGGUAUUACUUCAGGGUUCCCUCACGGAACGGAACAAUCGCCACAGAGAAAAGAACCCCGACCAAACAAAAAAAGCCCUAGAAAAGAUUUUGGAGAACCAAUUUCUCAUUUCACAAAAUCUCAACCUCUUCUUUUAUUAUUUCUUUUGGAUAAAACGUUUGCUCAUACUGAAUUUUCUUUUCUCUUGUUUUGCUUUCUUUUCGACAUUUUUUCUGCUUCGGUGUUUUCAGGAAGAAAGGGACAAGAGUAAUACAGGAGAGUGCAUUCCUUUCGGUUCUUCGCUUCGGGACUCUAAUCUUCGAUGCCUCUCUGUUUUUUCUUCUCUUUUCUCAAAUUAGGGUUUCCGUAAGCGUGCCUCUUUCUCGAUUAUCACCAAACUAUCGUCAUUCUGAGUUGAGGGGGGUGAUUUGUAUUUUGGAAUAAUGUCGCCAAAAUAUCAGACUCCGCCAAAAUAUCAGACUCUGGACAAUCGACCAAUUAAUCAGUGGAAGGUUACGGAGCUGAGAGAGGAGCUGAGGAGGAGGAGGUUAAACACCAAAGGUCUGAAGGAUGAUUUGGUAAAGCGGUUGGAUGAAUGUCUUCGUCUUGAAAGGGAGGGUGAGCAGGAUUCUGAGAAGGAGGAGGCCAAUGGUUUUGAUGAUGGUCAUGUAGACGGGGAAAAAGGUUCUGCGGCUGUUACUAUGGAUGCUGAAGUCGUUGACGCAACUGACAAGGAAAGUACCCAAACAUUUGAGACUGCUGAAAAGGGGAAGAGUGAUGUAGUUGAACCGAUCGAAACAGAAAAUGAGGAAAUGUUUCCGGGGGUUGUGGAUGAAGACAACAAUAAGAAUGACAAGCAGGAUGGUAUUACUGGCCAAGUUGACAUUAAUAACAGUGUGUCAACCAUGGAUGAAGAAGUUGAACACGAGGGCUUUCCCUCCGGUGUAUAUUCUGGAAAUGUGGUAGAGGAGGUGGCUAGUACUCAUGCUUCGGCUGUAGAGACGACAAUUACAGUUACUGAAAGUGUAGUAACAGGUGUGGUAGUCAGUGGUGAGGAUUCAUACUGUGCAGAAAAGAACAAUGAGUUUUCUGCAGCAAAGCUAGAGAAUGAGGAGUCAAAGGCGCAGCUGGAUGGUGAGGAUACAAAGCCCCAACUGGAUUCUGAGACAAAGCCCCUGCACGAGGAUAUUGUGCCCGACUCUUCUGUUCCCGAAAACCAGGUAUCUGAGGUCAACCCUAGUUUAGGGUCUCAAGUAAAAUCUGAUUCUAUUUCUACUGAUUCUGUGUCAAUUAAUCAAAAGAAUGAACUAAAGGAUACUAUAAUUACUGAUAAUGUCAAAUUAGAACAAGAUAUUGUUAAGCCGGAGAUGGUGGAAGAACCAUCAUCCAGAAAUGAUGUACCUGUUUCUUAUGAUGUACCUGUUGGAGGGCGGCAUGAGAAAAAGACAUCUGUUGAAGAAAAUAUCAAUAAUGUUUCAAGUCCAGACUUGAAUAAGACCAAUAGCAGUGAUGAUGUGGGGUAUCCAGAAAAGUUGAAUUUAGACAGAAGUUCUGGUGAUGAUUCCAUGGAAGAGGAUUUGCCUGAGACUAAGCAAAUUGAUUCUAAGUUUAAUGUUGAUGAACUUAGAAAGAAAGUGGAGAGUAUUGAAGAGCCUAUUGUGAAGGAGGAAAGUAGGACUAUAGCUGUGGGAGAUGGUGUAUCUGGAGGAAAAACUGAUACCCACCAAGAUAUUGACAUUAGUCCCGUUGCCCCAACUGAGAAACGAAAAUUCCAUGAACAAACAUCGGUUGGGAACAAUGAGCCUGCAAAAAGGCAACGCAGGUGGAACACUGAAACAGUUAAAGGUCCAGAUUCACAAAGCACUACUCCCAGGCCUGCUACUACACCUAGAGAAGAGCCAAUUGCUCUGAAACGCAACCUCUCUAGGUCUGAUUCCUCUGCUACUGAUGACACACCUAAAGAGCGCAUUGUUCCACCAUCACCAAGGUCCCCAACUAAUUCCCUCAGGAUUGAUCGAUUCCUCCGUCCAUUUACUCUGAAAGCUGUACAAGAACUUCUUGGUAAGACUGGGAAUGUUAGCAGUUUCUGGAUGGACCAGAUAAAGACCCAUUGCUAUGUUACUUACUCAUCUGUUGAAGAAGCCAUGGAGACACGGAAUGCUGUGUAUAAUUUGCAAUGGCCACCAAAUGGUGGGCGUCUCUUAGUUGCUGAGUAUGUUGAUCCGGAAGAAGUGAAAAUGAAGUUAGAACCUCCUGUACAGACUGCCCCCAUCAGCACUGCUCCAGUAGUUCCGCCUGUGGUCCCCACAUCACAGCCAGAGCCUUCCCCUCGGCUGCACAGGGAGCAGCAUUCAGUUCCAACUAUGCUCCCACCUCCACCACCAUUGUCAAAAAACCCACCAGUAGCAAGAGAUCGACUUCCAUCACCACCACCUCUUCCAGAGAAAGUUGACCCACCUAUUGUCACUCUUGAUGAUCUCUUCCGCAAAACCAUAUCAACUCCUCGGAUCUACUACUUGCCUUUGUCCGAAGAGCAAGUUGCUGCAAAACUUGCUGCACAGGGUAAAAGUGUGAGGAAGUAGGCCAAUUAACCUGCAAUUCUUCCCCGGAAGCUUUUACUGAUUUGGUUUUAUUUUUCAUCGUGCUAGUUAGUGGUAUGAAUUUAUUGUGAAUGCGGCAGAUCUGGUGCUGUUUUGUCUCGGGAAGAAAUUGUAGUUGCCAAUGCAUAUUGAGACUUAAAUUUGUUUAGUUUUAGAACGUUGUGAACUAAGAGCUACGGGGGUUUGAUAGAUUUUCCCCACUGUUUGAACUAGGCUAAGCGAACCGUUACCUGAAACUACUUCAACUUUUAUGGAAAAAUUUGACUUAGAU